Molecule: messenger RNA, 627 nt
Organism: Trichobilharzia szidati
Lineage: Eukaryota; Metazoa; Platyhelminthes; Trematoda; Strigeidida; Schistosomatidae
Source: the annotation of a GenBank genome assembly
AUGAAAAUACGUGAGAAUAUUCUCGAACGCACGAAAAUUCGAAGCUCGGAGGUACAACAACUCAUUGAAAAAUGUUAUGCGUUUAUGAUUUCGAACUCCUUCACGUUUCAACUUUUGGAUCCUAAUAGAUACACUUCUUAUGAUAAUGGUGACAGCUGGUGUUGUCCUCUUAUUUACUUUCGUGGAAGUGAUUUGGAAAUUCUUCAAAAGGGAUUCCUGGGUAAAAUUUACCAUUUUAGGAGUCAGUUCGUUUGUGCUCUUGAUAUUCGCAUUCGUGCCAAAAGUUCGAUCACGACCAAUUGGUGUCUAUAUCAUGCUUUCAAUUGUAAUCGCAAUGUGGUCUGUGGUAUUGGCUGCUCUUUUGUCACCUGUUGGACUGAAAGCUGGACUCAUAUCUCUGGCCUGUAUACUUGUGGUGGAAAUUCCAAUAAUUGUGACGGCUUCGCUCUUGCCUCGAAUGAACGGGAAGGGGUUGGUAGUGUUUUACUCUGUGGCAUGGACGUUGGCGAUUGUGGGAGUCAUUUUGACCCUUUUCUAUGUGUUUUUCCAACAACAAAUAAUUGUCUUUACGGCAGUAGCUUUCUGGAUAUUAUACCCACUCUUCUUAUUGUUCAAUUGUGUCAAUAA